AUAUUCAUAUAGUUCCCAGGAAACCUGGAAAGAUGAGCAAGUUGAAGGAAAUCAAACCGGUGGUACAUUGUGACCUGCACGUGCCUUCCAGGUGGCAAACUUUCCAGCCAACGUCCCGGCACGUCAAUGUUUUCACAAAUGGAAGACUAUUUAUCCCACCCGUAAAAAUUAUCAUACCCAAAUUCAGUCUGACGGAAUGGAAUAGCGUGCUGGCCAUGAUUGGGGAAAAAGUCUUCCCUCUAGGAGGCGUUCAAAAAUUAUUUACCAUGAAUGGACAUCUUCUGGACAACUCAAAGGAUCUGCAAGAUAACCACUUUUACGUGGCGGCAGGACCGGAGACCUUCAAAUAUUUCCCUUACUGGAAAUCCUCUAAGGUGCCCAGCGAGGUCCAACGAAAGUACGCGGACAUCGAGAAAUACUCAAGAGAAAAGAAAAAAGAGGAUUCCAAAGGAAAAGAAACGCAUAACUAUGACAGCAUUCCCCGUAAGGAACGGGAUUCUGUUUUUUACGCCAGAGCGGGGAAGAAGACAACGCUGGUGGAACCCUCAUUCCAAAGCGGUUCAGAAGGUGACGUGUUUAGAGCCCAGACUCCAAGCACGGAUACCCAGGAGGCGCCAGAAGUCAAAGAAGACAGCAGUUUGCAGGUGGAGGUGCCGGUGGACCAGACGCCGGCUGAGAUAGUCACGGAAGACGACGAGAUACGCGAUAACCCCUCUGAUUUCGAAAGCAUCGAGGAAAAAGAAGAUGAAGGGUCUUAUGAAGAUAAUGGAAGAAAGAAAAAGAACCAUAUGACAUUCUAGAGGGAAAAAACACACCUGUACUACGAGAAGCCCCAGUGAAAAUAGAAGACCAAAGACAACCACCAACGGGACAGCGAUCACGA
This is a messenger RNA of Panthera uncia (snow leopard), 883 nucleotides long. It is a transcript of the gene DCDC2C, whose product is annotated as doublecortin domain containing 2C. The coding region runs from base 33 to 800 and encodes 255 amino acids. The transcript is spliced from 10 exons. Gene Ontology annotation, biological process: intracellular signal transduction. The record is from RefSeq and is a predicted model, not a curated record. Lineage: Eukaryota; Metazoa; Chordata; Mammalia; Carnivora; Felidae. Gene Ontology annotation, cellular component: microtubule organizing center; microtubule.